Molecule: messenger RNA, 327 nt
Organism: Macrosiphum euphorbiae (potato aphid)
Lineage: Eukaryota; Metazoa; Arthropoda; Insecta; Hemiptera; Aphididae
Source: the annotation of a GenBank genome assembly
AUGGCAACGCCUUUUAUGGAAUCUGAGAUCAGUUGUGUAGAAUAUUCUAACAGCAUAAUUCUUGGACAGUUAGAAAAUGGUUUUUUAAUUAAUGUUAGUUUAAAUUAUGCAUUGAGACUAAGGAAAUCAAAUUCAAAACUACUUUAUCAACUUGGACAGAUGGUUCCCUAUGAAAUUGUCAUUGGGGCAAAUGGAAAGAUUUGGAUUCAUAGUGCUUCAAUACGAACAACAAUCGCUAUAGGAAAUGCUAUACUAAAUGCAGAACAUCUAGAAGAAGAAGAUAUUCCACAGUUAGUCAAGAAUUUUAAUAAAAGUUUAAAUAUUUGA